Molecule: messenger RNA, 3196 nt
Organism: Entelurus aequoreus (snake pipefish)
Lineage: Eukaryota; Metazoa; Chordata; Actinopteri; Syngnathiformes; Syngnathidae
Gene: phaf1
Product: phagosome assembly factor 1
Exons: 16
Coding region: 919-2166 (415 amino acids)
Biological process (GO): Golgi to plasma membrane protein transport
Cellular component (GO): trans-Golgi network; synaptic vesicle membrane; dendrite
Source: RefSeq, a predicted model, not a curated record
GACAGGAAGUUAAACAAUCAGCUGAUGCUGCUUCUUGUUGUCGUGAAAGCCAGAAGUUGCCGUUGUUCUCUCGCCCUGCUACUGUUUCUCGGCCGCCGACACCGACAGGACAUUGGGCUCGUAAAAAAAGGAACACGGCGGACUUAAGAAGGCCGACAAACAAAUGUGUAACAAGGGGACGUGUUUCCUACCGAAGAAUUUGAUUCGGCGGCAGAGGAGCUAGCUCUCAACGCUGGUAUAUUAGCGUGAAGGAAGGAAGAAAAAUACCUUCUUAACCUGCUUUGUCUUUUUAUAACCUGAUUAGUGUAUUUGAAAUUUGUUUAAUUUCCAGAUAUUUUUUUUCUAUUUGUACUUAAUCUCCAACGCAAUCAGAGCGGCUACCUCGUCGGCAAAUGUUAGCCAGUACAGUAGCUCUGUUGUUGCUGCUUUCGUAACUUGCACAUAGUGACAGAAUAUUCCAGUAUAUUUAUUGACUAGAUUGUUUAUUUUCCUCUGUAAUCGCAGUGCAAACUUGUCCUUGUGAACGAGUCUAUCUUGCUGUGUGAGCCCUCCAGAUUACACAAUUAGGCACCAGUUUGACUGACAGCUGAUACUGUACUUGGUAGGUUGUGUAAUUUGUUUUUGCAAAACUUUCCAGCAGCUAAACUAUUGUUAAAAUUGGAAGUUGUAAGGACCAUAUAAUUCCAACAAUUUUUAAAUGCUAUAUAGCCACAUGUCAUAGAUUAAGGUGGGCACCUGUUACUGGAAAAGUGCCACUCUGAUGCCCACACAUGACUAUGGUGGCUGUUUGGCUGAGGUAUGAAUUAAAGUAGUCUAGGUAAAGUUGUGUGCACACUGAUCAGGGAGGGAGGGAGAGAGAGAGAAUCCUUCAGUGGGUUCCAUUGUGUCUUAAGGUGAGCCACCCUCUACUACUUGCCAAUGCUGGAUCUGGAGGUGGUACCUGAGCGAUCACUCGGAAAUGAGCAAUGGGAAUUUGCCUUAGGCAUGCCAUUGGCCCAAGCCAUCUCUAUUCUCCAGAAACACUGCCGCAUCAUCAAAAAUGUCCAGGUGCUUUAUAGUGAACAGACACCAUUCAGCCAUGAUCUCAUACUGAACCUGACUCAGGAUGGCAUUAAACUGCUUUUUGAUGCAACAAAUCAGAGACUUAAGGUGAUUGAAGUGUACGACUUGAGCAAAGUCAAGUUGAAGUACUGUGGAGUACAUUUCAACUCUCAAGCCAUUGCCCCCACUAUAGAACAAAUAGACCAGUCAUUUGGAGCUACACACCCUGGAGUUUACAACGCAGCAGAACAGUUGUUCCAUCUCAACUUUCGAGGACUGUCCUUCUCCUUCCAACUAGACUCAUGGAACGAGGCUCCAAAAUACGAGAUUCCACACGGGGCCAUGGUCAAGAGGAUGCACAUCUAUACGGGCAACAAUCUACAAGAAACAAAAGCACCAGCAAUGCCAUUGGCCUGUUUCCUUGGUAACAUCUAUGCAGAGUGUGUGGAUGUUCUAAGAGAAGGUGCCGGGCCUGUGGGCCUCAAACUACGCCUUCUAACCGCCGGUUCUGGUCCUGGUGUGAUGGGCGAUGCUAAAGUCAGGUCCUUGGAGAGAAACAUCUACUUUGGAGACUCCUGCCAGGAUGUACUCGGUGCUCUGGGAUCUCCGCAUAAAGUCUUCUACAAAUCUGAGGACAAGAUGAAGAUCCACUCUCCAUCACCUCACAAGCAGGUUCCUUCCAAAUGUAACGACUACUUUUUUAACUACUUCACCCUGGGAGUGGAUAUCCUGUUUGACUCGACAUCUCACCUGGUUAAGAAGUUUGUCCUCCAUACUAACUACCCAGGACAUUAUAACUUCAAUAUUUAUCAUCGAUGUGAUUUUAAAAUUCCACUUGUCAUUAAAAAAGGGGCGGACUCACAGACUGACAACUGCAUAUUAACUACUUACAGCAAGUGGGAUCAGAUCCAGGAAUUGCUAGGCCACCCUAUGGAAAAGCCUGUUGUGCUUCAUAGGUCCUCGUCUGCCAAUAACACUAAUCCCUUUGGCUCUACUUUCUGCUUUGGACUGCAACGGAUGAUCUUUGAGGUGAUGCAGAAUAGCCACAUAGCAUCAGUGACCCUCUACGGGGCUCCACGGACCAGCAGUCGAGCCCUACCCGAGUCCAGUAGCAGUGCCCACUGAGUAACACGUAACCUGACACUGUAUUUCAUUCAUGUCUUGAUCGUGUGCAGAGUUGAACCCCAGCAGACUGAACCCACAACAACAUCCAAAAAAAUAUUGCAUUGAAUUCAGACGCAACAAUAGCCUUUGUUUGCCGGCCUGCUCGGAGGAAUGAAUUACUCCUUAAAUCACAAGAAGACUUGUCCUCAACACAUGAUCUUUGUUGGACGAUGAAGACUGAGAAAUGAGGUCACAAACCGACGGUGUCCCGGUACAACUCAAAAAAAGGGAGGGACGUAUGUGCUUUUCCACUCGUGAAGUGCAGCUCGGAGUUUGUGUGAAGCUUUUCAGAUACGAACGUGUUGAGAAGCAAACAUCUGCCACUGUGGACUUGUGAGAGCCACCACUGAAAAAAACAAAGUGGCUUGAUCCUGUGAAUCAUCAAUGACCAACACCACUGCCAGCAGGCCGCUUCUGCUUGUCUUCCUGCCACAACAACAAAACAAAAAACGUGAGACGCAAACCAGCCACGCCCAGGAAGUAUCAUUCAUGCUGCAGGAGAAGAAGAAGAUCCAAAUGUUGUUGACCGAGAGAAGAACCAUUGUCCAGCUGUGAAGCCUCUUAAAGCAGAACUGUCCAAACCAGUAAACAAAAUCUGCAUGAGCUAACCUGCUAAAUGCUCUCCUAUGAUUUCAACAGACGUUUGUUCCGCGCUAAAGUCAGCUGGGCUUUUUCUUGUAGCCCCCAAAUGCAGACAAAAACUGAAUGAAGCUGACUUGAAAGGAAGCCAAACAGAAGCACAAAUUGACAACGUCCUUUUUGUUUUCAUCCCGCGUGUCAGAAGAGUUGAAGACUCUGCAUUUUCUCUCUCGUCAGUAUUACUUUGCACACUAACCUUUACUUUUUCAAUACUUGGCCAAAACCUGAAGACAUUUAAUAUUAGUUUUUUUUUUUUUUUAAUCCUCAAGACACAACUUUCUGGAAUUGUGUCCUUGGUGUAGCUGCGUGCGUUAGAUAUAACAAACAUGACACACUAUUGUGUCGCUUUUCA